AUGCCGAUCAGGGAACCGUGGCAUGGAUACGCUUUGCGGUAUGAGUGCGCCAGCAGCUACUGCAAGAUGGUGCAGACUCAGCGCUCCUCGAGCAACCCGCAUGGUGCGUGCGACAUCAUGAGGGUGAGCGGCCACGCCUGCUACAAGGAAUCUGGUAGCAUCUCUGGAAACCACGAGGCCUCCAAGUGCGCCAUCAAACCGCUGACCGGCCCGCAGUACACCUGCACGAAGACGUCGACCGAGAAGCCGUACAAGGGUACAGUUCUUGGCGCCAGCGCACCUGCCCAGCCGUACACCACCUUCUACGGCCACUACUCUUCAGACCACAUUGACGGCGUCUACGAAUCGGAUACUGGCACCAUCGCUGCUGCUUACGAUGAGGCCGUUACCAUGCUUGACGAGGUCCAAAAGUCGGCGACGUCUUCUGGCAAGUUCUAUCACACUUCGUGCAACGUCGACGAUAGCACCACCUUCACGGACAUCCCGGGCCGCAUGCCUGCCUUGCACCCUCCUGCGUUCCAGCAGCCCGAGGGCCGCUGGACCAGUGGCCAUGGGAUUCACUCUGCGCGCGACAGCUUCUCGGCCUGGGCGCUGAGCUGCGUGGGCGGCCCCUCACUCUACCUUUCAACGUUUAGACGAAUUUCUCCCAGUAUCGGGCUCACCAUAGCAACCACCGAAAGCGAAGAAUUUGUGCACUAUAAUCCUUCCUUCGGUCCGGAGUAUUGCCUUGUAGACGGGAUACGUAGUUGA
Messenger RNA from Tilletiaria anomala UBC 951, 750 nucleotides. RefSeq lists its product as uncharacterized. Lineage: Eukaryota; Fungi; Basidiomycota; Exobasidiomycetes; Georgefischeriales; Tilletiariaceae. The record is from RefSeq and is a predicted model, not a curated record. Bases 1 to 750 code for a protein of 249 amino acids. The transcript has 6 exons.